Molecule: messenger RNA, 165 nt
Organism: Radiomyces spectabilis
Lineage: Eukaryota; Fungi; Mucoromycota; Mucoromycetes; Mucorales; Radiomycetaceae
Product: homeobox domain-containing protein
Exons: 1
Biological process (GO): regulation of transcription by RNA polymerase II; cell differentiation
Molecular function (GO): DNA-binding transcription factor activity, RNA polymerase II-specific; RNA polymerase II cis-regulatory region sequence-specific DNA binding
Source: RefSeq, a predicted model, not a curated record
AAACAUCGGCGUCGAACGUCGCGAGCUCAGCUCAAAGUGUUGGAAAAAUCGUUUUCUGAAAAUGCCAAGCCCAACGCAACUAUUCGCCGUAUUCUCGCUCAGAAACUCGAUAUGACGCCACGCGGUGUGCAGAUUUGGUUCCAAAACCGUCGUGCCAAAGCGAAA